Pteronotus mesoamericanus is the source of this 5115-nucleotide messenger RNA. RefSeq names its product 3-ketodihydrosphingosine reductase (gene KDSR). Lineage: Eukaryota; Metazoa; Chordata; Mammalia; Chiroptera; Mormoopidae. Gene Ontology annotation, cellular component: endoplasmic reticulum membrane. The coding region runs from base 101 to 1099 and encodes 332 amino acids. Gene Ontology annotation, molecular function: 3-dehydrosphinganine reductase activity. The record is from RefSeq and is a predicted model, not a curated record. Gene Ontology annotation, biological process: sphingolipid biosynthetic process. The transcript is spliced from 10 exons.
CGCCCCGCCCGGAACCCAAACACCGGCUCCUGCUGCGCGGUCGCGCGUGAUCGCUUGUGCCACUGGCUCCCUGUCCCGGCCCGGCCCGACCCGCCGAGCGAUGCUGCUCCUCGUGGCCACCUGCGUCGUGGCGUUCGUGCUGCUGCUGUACAUGCUGUCUCCUCUCAUCAGCCCCAAGCCCUUGGUGCUGCCCGGGGCGCAUGUGGUGGUCACGGGCGGCUCCAGCGGCAUUGGAAAGUGCAUUGCUAUCGAGUGCUACAAACAGGGAGCAUUCAUAACUCUGGUUGCACGGAAUGAGGACAGGCUGCUGCAGGCAAAGAAAGAAAUUGAAAAGUACUCUAUUAAUGAUAAACAGGUGGUGCUUUGUAUAUCAGUUGACGUAUCCCAAGACUAUAGCCAAGUAGAAAAUGUCAUAAAACAAGCACAGGAGAAGCUGGGCCCGGUGGACAUGCUUGUGAACUGUGCCGGGAUGUCCCUUUCAGGAAAGUUUGAAGAUCUUGAAGUUAGGACUUUUGAAAAACUCAUGAGCGUUAACUACCUGGGCAGCGUGUACCCCAGCCGAGCUGUCAUCACCACCAUGAAGGAGCGCCAGGUGGGCAGGAUCGUCUUCUUGUCCUCCCAGGCAGGCCAGGUGGGACUCUACGGUUUCACGGCCUACUCUCCGUCCAAGUUUGCCAUCAGGGGGUUAGCGGAAGCGCUGCAGAUGGAGGUGAAGCCCUAUAACGUCUAUGUCACCGUUGCCUACCCACCGGACACAGACACACCUGGGUUUGCAGAAGAAAACAAGACAAAGCCUUUGGAAACCCGCCUUAUUUCAGAGACCACGUCUAUUUGCACACCAGAGCAAGUGGCCAAACAGAUCGUCAAAGAUGCCAUACAAGGGAAUUUUAACAGCUCCAUUGGCUCGGACGGGUACAUGCUCUCGUCCCUCACCUGCGGGAUGGCUCCUGUCACUUCCAUUACUGAAGGGCUCCAGCAGGUGGUCACCAUGGGCCUCUUCCGUAUGCUCUCUUUGUUUUACCUGGGAAGUUUCGACAACAUAAUUCGUCGCUGCAUGUUAGAAAGAACAAAAUAUGAAACUGCCGACAAAACUGCCUAAACCUUGGGAAAAAAAAGAGCAUUUCUAAAUAAUGUAAGCAGCUUGCUGCUGGACGGGACCCAGUUUUUGGACCACAGACACUUGCGUAUUGCUUUUGAACCUGUCAGAUGGGACCAGCGGUCUUCGGCAACCUGGCUGCGAGCAAGGGGAUAGAAGUUCAAGUGCAGACAGUACUAUUCAUACUAUGCAAACACGGACUGGGAGACCAUCUGGUUCCCUGGGAGGAGAGGCGAUGACGGUGGGGGAACUAAUAGGUGCGAGCCGGCCAGGAGCAGGACUCCAGGGGGGUCAUUUACCUUUCUCCUAGUUAUUCUUUCCCAUCCCCUUAGAGAUCAAGUCCAGAGAUGGACUGUAUGACACAUAAGAUGUUGUGAGGACUUCUUAAACUUGCCAUGUAAAACAGUUUAUGGGUUUCUGAGGCCUUUUUUUUUUUCCCUCUUUAAUUUCAUGUAUUUUAUUCAAGAUGAGUUUUACACGUUGCUGGUAAGUCUGAUUACCUGAUGCUUCUGGCUCCCUGUGCUGCUUGCUAGUGGAUGCUUGUGGAUUCUCUCGCUCUUCGAUCCCACACCAUUCCAAGGGGAUGGGAGGGCAAUGCAGAGAAGGGAAGGGGGGAGGUAUUUUCCAGUAGGAAAAACCAUGCUUUCUUAUCUUCUUUAGGUUCCAGUUAUUAGGGCACUUCUCAUUUUUCACUCGGGGCAAGGCAGCCUCCUACAAUGUUUUUUUGAAGAGGAAUAAAAUCUUAGAAGCUUAAACAUUUACCAUUUCUUCACUAGCCGUGAUGAGCUGAGGUUUCAUUCCAUUGUAUCAACAGUUUAUCCUCAUCUCUUCCUUUCCAAGUUUGCUUAUACUAUUACAAUUUUUUUUAAAAAAGACCAGUUAAAAAUUUUUGACUUGACUUGUUCAGUUCAUUCAUGAAUUAGUGAAAACAAAGAAAAAAAAUUGAGAUGUGAGACAGUCUUCUCAUAGUAUAUAUGUAACUUUUAGGAAAGGCUCGUGAUAGCAUAUUUCAAGUUCACUCAUUGAGGGGGGAGAAAAAGGUGGACAACAAGCCGAUUUUGAAGAUGCUGGUUUUGGGAAUGAAAUGACCGCCUCGCCCUUUUGUGGCCCUCCCACGGGCCGCCAAGUGUUCUCUCUGAACCUCGCAUUAAAGAUGCCCAGUCAGCUGCUCACAGCAAAGCGUGGAACCUUGCGGCCCCACGGAUGCUGUUUGCAGGCUGCAGCCUCCGUCGUCCAUUUCGUGGGUCCCACAGUAAGUGCCUCGGAUGCGUUUUAGGCAGCGAGGCACUUCAUCCUGUCAUUGUGCGCCUCUGACCCGAGGACAGUCACCUUCGUCCUAAUGUGGUGCCCCACCUCGCACGGCCAGGAUGCGUGUUGAGCUGUGCAUUUCAGCUCACUUGGGUGAAGCAGACCCCUGCUUAUGAAGAGGAAAGUUUUUAUUGUUAAAAAAAAAAAACCAAAACUCCCCAAAAGAUUAAAGACCUAAAAAUGAUAGCAAAGCCUUUUUUUCCUCUUGAGUUUUUAAACCUCUUGACUUUAAAAUGACUUGAUUAUUUUUUAAGUAAGAUGUUUAAUGGCUUUCACUCAGAGGGCCUCAUUAAUCAGAAUCUGAGAAUGGCAUAGUUGAACACUAUCAAAGGAAGGAGAAGUUACUAUUUAAGGUGUGAAUGGCUUGGGGUGAAUUAAGGGCAGCCGCCUGGGUGGGUCGAGGGCCUCACGAGGUCACGAAGCUCGGUCUUUGGUCGCCAUCAUCUGCAAACUUUGCAAUGUCUCAAAUGCAGUAAGAGCUGUAUUUUCCUAAUUCUCAGAAAACAAUUACACUCCUCUCUGGGUUUUUCCUCAAGUUUAUUCUUUCCUCAUAAAUGUUCCUCAAAUGUCGGCACCUUCUGCUGGUCUGUGUGGGAAAUCUAGUCCAAGAUGGUGUCUCAUUUAAUAAAAGUAAUGAGUUAACAGUAGUUAUUUCAAUAUUCGUUUCUCAAGUUGUCCUCCUUGACAGUACUGUGACUGCAGGUGACCUACUGCCUGGACAGGUGUGAGCCCCCAGGUCCGUGGUGAGAGGUGAUGUCCCCACGCCGUCUGAAGCUCAGGCACAAGGGCAUAUGGGUGGCGAUCACACCGUCAGGGAAGGGGCUCGUCACAGACGCCGCAGGGCCACGGUCCUUUAUCCAAACAGCUUCGAGAACUAAGGUGCUUUUUGUUUUCCUCUCUCAAUUGGGUGCCAUGAUGCCUUUGAUAGCAAGAUGUGACGUGAACCGACAUGAGAUCCGUAGUUUCUGUUCAUGCCCCUUCAUGGACUGUUUGUUGGUUUUGCCUGGAGAACGACCCGUGGGUUUGAUGAUCAAGGUGGCCUCCCGAUUCUGUGGAAAUGAUUCGCAUCUCCAGCAUAUGCCCCAUGUUACCUGUUCGGAAUGCAGAUGCGAAUGCUGGGACACAUCUGGCCGGAAGGCAUUUGGGUAAAGGGAUUGCAGACGUUUAAGCGGCGUUACGCAAAGAACCGACUUCACCAAAAACAUGGACGUAUCACAAGGCAAAUUCUAUUUAUUUUUUUGGCUCAGUUCCUUUCUUUCUUUCUUUCUUUUUUUUUUUUUUUUUUACAGGAAGAAGAAAAAAAAGCCCUGAGUCAGAUUGUUAGGGAAAUGAUUGGCUUUUUUCUUUUUAAAGGAGCACAUUGAUUCAGUGCUUUCUAUUGUACCUAGAAGUGGAUACAUCUUCCCUGUGGCUGGAGGAGUUUAAUUAUAAUUCUGUUGAAAUGUUGGUUCCCUGUGACCAGCAUCAGCUCAUUAUGUGAGUUUCAGUUCUGAAGUGCCUGUCUCUGCCGGGUUUGGCUGUACUGUUUUAUUAUAAUGUAUUUGUGAGUACAUUUAUUUUAGAAUGGGUAAUGUCAUUCAGCCUUAGAAAUUCCAAAAUGUGUUCAAGGACCCUUCAUAAUUGAAAAAGGUAUUUAAAAAAAUAUGCAUUUCCUUUUAUAGAAACAAAGUCAAGGGAAUUAUUUUCUAUAUUUUUUAAGUUUCAUUUUCAGAGCUGAAAAGAGAAGAAAUUUACAAUGUUAACGAUGGAUGGUCUCUUUACUAACUCAGGUUGAGCUUUGAAUCUUUAUUUUGUUCUGUUGUUAAACGAUAUAUCGAAGUGAAGUGUUGAGAGACUUUCCAAUAUUUAGACGACAGAAGCAUUUUGGUUAUAAUUGCUUUGAUUCAAAUAAUUAUAGAAGACAGUACUGUAAUUUUUUUUUUACUGAAAUAUCAACAGAUUUAAUUUUAUUACAUCAUAUUCUAAUUUAAAUGUGUCUUAUUUGAGAACACUUAUUUAUACUUUUGACUUAAGAUGCUUUGAAGCUUCCUUAUUUCUUUUAGUUUUUAGUGACCCUACUUUAAAAAGCACCUGCUAACCAUAACUUUCCGUCUUCUGGGCUAAAUCUCAUUUAGUUCAGUGCAGUGAUGGCAGCUUUGAUAUUUUGAGAAGGAGAUAGCAACUAUUAUAUUUUACACUUGCUUGAUGUCACAACUCUAAAGACUUUUUUUAAACCCAACAGUACACAUGGCUAUUUUGAUAUCUGAGACCUUGCGUUUGCUACUUUGGAAGCUACUUUGUGGCGUAAUUGUAACCUAGUUUUCAUACCUUGUAUUUCUGAAUGACAACAAAAAUAAAUGGGAAUAAGCUUUGCAGAUUUGAAAAUUUACUUUGCUAGAAAUAUGCGUUUUUAAAGAGACACUUACGUAAAACAUAAACCUCCUCCAUAAGGUUUCCUAACCUUGCUUCUUGAACACUUGACAAGGCUUGAUUGAUUUUCAUCAUUUUUUAAGAGGUAAUUUUUCAGAGUAAGUACUUGAUAUGAUGAGCUCCGUUUCAAAUAGGUUGUGUGUUUGCGUGACUCUGAUGUGGGAUCUAUGAGUAAAACUCUUAAGAAAUGCGGAAUUUAGUCAAAUUUCUUAAUUAUGUUUCAUGUACAAAUAAAUUGAUUUCCCAUACCUUAAACCUUCAUAUUCUAAUAAUAAAAUAUCUCUGGUGCUGAAGGGUAUAAA